AUAGUCAACGCAGACCAGGUCGUCGGCAGUAGAAGCACAAGCAUGUUUCAUCAGCGAAGAACCCUAUCUUCCACCUGCACACAGCAAGUGCAAGAGGAAAAUGCUUUUGUGUUGGGGACCCUGCUCUGGAUCGGCCUGAGAUGGAAAUUCCCAAUCCAUUUUUUUGUAUGUUCCACAAGAUUCAGAGUUUCUUGAUGGCAUUUAUGGAAUUCUUAAGGGAAGCAACGACUUCUGCUGUCGGGGAGGAAGUUGCGAGAGAUUCAUAUGCUCACAUACGGAGCAUACUUUCAGCUUCUUUAAAGGAUAUCGAUCUGACUAAUAAGAUAUUAAAUGAUGCAGCAGAAAUGCUCUGUGCAAGAAGGGAUGACUACCAGAUUCAAAUCCAUAGGAAUAAGAUGCAGAUGACUACUGAAAGUUAUAACGUAUGGAUUAAGCAGGUGAUGAAGAUUCUUGAAGAAGUGGAGCAAUUAAAAGCGAAAUAUGAAGACUCUAGGCGUUCAGUAUGGCAUGCCAUCGGGCGUUCAAGUCUUGGCCAAGAAAUGGUGAAGAAGUGUGAGGAAAUCCUCAUGCUUGUGCAACAAAGCAAUUUUCCUAGUGGUUUUCUAGUUGAUAAACCACCAGAACCAGUCUUGAAGUUGAGAGCACCAGAAUUAAAAAGAUAUCCAACACUCCAGGCCUCACUUGAAAAGAUACUUGAAAUUUUAAAAGAUGAUGAGACAAAAGGAAUUGGAAUCUAUGGAAUGGUUGGAGUAGGGAAAACAGCGAUAAUGCAAAAUGUGAACAACCAUGAAGAAGUUUAUAAGAUGUUUGAUAUUGUGAUUUGGUUGAAGGUUUCAACAGAGGAGAUUGAGGAGAACUUAGGGAUGGAGAAUUUGCAGGCAAUGAUCAUGCGGAGAUUGAAAAUAAGAAUAGAUCUGACAGAUGAUGUCACUCAAAGAAUACACGAGGAAUUGAAAGAUAAGAAGUAUUUGCUUCUUUUGGACGAUGUUAAGGAAGAACUUGAUGUGCUGAAAAUGGGAUUCCCUGAAAAUCAUAAUGGUAGCAAGGUUGUAUUUACAACAAGAUAUCGCCAUGUUUACUCCUUCAUGGGGGAUAGGGUAAUCACUAUAAACAAAUUACCUAAUAAUGAAGCAUGGAAGAUGUUUCGAGAUAUUCUAAAUUGUCCAAAUGUUAUCGAUCUCCCAACUAUUGCCCCAAUUGCAUGGAGAGUGGCUAAUGAGUGUGAUGGUCUGCCGCUCUUGAUAAAAAUCGUAGCCAGUGCCUUCAGAAUGAAGGAUAGUGAGUCCCUUUGGAGCAGUGGCUUGAAAAACUUGAGAAAAUGGCCAGCAAAGGAUGUUCAAGGCAUGCACGAAGUGUAUAAGCAGUUGACAUUCUGUUCCGACAACUUGAGUGAUGCCCAGAAGAAAUGCUUUGUAUAUGGUGCACUAUAUCCUGAAGAAAGUGACAUUUACACAGAUUGCUUGCUGGAGUGUUGUGCAGCUGACAACGUCAUUGGCAAUGACGAUGAUGCCGCUGUAGUGCGUGAUGAUGGUCCUUCUAUAUUGGAGCACCUUAAGAAUGUAUCUUUGCUUGAGAAUGGCCAGAAUGAGAAAUAUGUUAGGAUGCACAAGUGUAUCCGGCAAUUUGCCUUACAUAUGUCAUCAGAAAGCUAUAAAUGUAAAUUUUUGGUAAAAACAGGUGAGGAAUUACAGAAGUCCCAAAACAUGGAAUAUUGGAAAAAAAAGAAUUGGAUCUCUUUGACUGACAACAAGCUGCAUACCUUACCAGAAAGCCCAGACUGUGGCAUUCUUUCCACACUCCUGCUACAGAACAAUUCUCGCUUGGAUACAAUUCCGGCAUUAUUCUUUGAACAAAUGAAAAAUCUUCAAGUUCUGGACUUGUAUUGUACUGGCAUUGUGUCGUUACCAUCAUCCCUCUCAAAGUUGGUCAAUCUUAAGGUGCUUUAUCUAAAUGGUUGCAUUCAUUUGCGGGAGCUCCCUUCUCAAAUAGGAGAACUUCAGCAUCUUGAAGUGCUUGAUAUUCGUGGUAGUGGCGUCAACAACAUACCACCUCAUUUACAGACAUUGAUAUCUUUGAGGCGUUUGCGAGUAUCUUUCCCUGAUCCAGGAAAUGAAAAUAAUAUUCAGGAUGGGCUUUUCAGUCGCAAUCUGAUUUCAGGGCUUUCUAUGUUGGAAGAAUUGGUCAUUGAAGUGAAGUGGUGCAAUUUUUUGUCAAGCAAGGUUGUUGAUUAUGUUAUAAAAGAGGCAGCCACCUUGGAAAAACUAACUGCUCUCCAAUUUCGUUUUCUCAAUGAGAUAUUAGAUGUUGUGAAGGUGGUUGGCACCACAUUUCAGUUCUCCUUUCCAAAAGAAGACACACUAGGAAUGUUCAUUGAAAAGAACCCAUUGUGGAGAGAUGAUGACUAUUGUGCAUCAUUCCAAUUUUUUAUUGGCUGCGACAAGUCAAAUCAUCUUCAAAUUCCUGAGUUUUUCCAAUAUGAAAAGUAUUUUAAAUAUUGUAAUGGGGAAGGCAAAGAUACCACCACAAUUUCAAAGUUGCUUGGUAAAACCAAUGCAUUUGAGUUAAUUGACCAUAAGGACAUUGUGAGUCUAUCAGACUUUGGGAUUAUAAGCUUGAGCUGCAUCAAAAGCUGUCUAAUUGAAUGCUGCAGUCAAAUUACAACCCUUGUGGAUGCUAGUUGUACAGAUGGGAGCAUAAUACUACCUAACUUGGAGCAAUUAUACAUUAAAGGGUUGCUAAGAUUGGAAAGCAUUUGGGAAGGGCCGGUGCAGCCUGGAAGCUUAUCAAGACUGAAGAUUCUACGUUUGGCGAAAUGUCCAAUGCUGGUUAAAAUCUUUUCCCACAGCAUGAUUCAUCAACUUCUUGAAAUCCAAGAACUAGUAUUUGAAGACUGCUCCAGAACUACAGAGAUAAUAACAGAAUCUGAGAAUUUUGAAUUGAAGCCAGACGUGUUGCCUAACUUAAAGAUUCUUGCUCUUUAUGACAUGCCAGUAUUGAGAAAAAUUAGCGCAAAUGAGUUAUUGGAGUGGCCUUCUUUGGAGAAGCUAGAGAUAUAUGGAUGUCCCCAGUUGCAUGGGUUGCCAUUUAGGAGAGAUAAUGCAGUGAAGCUGAAAUCCAUUGCGGGGGAGCAGUCAUGGUGGGAAGCAUUGCAAUGGGAGCUGAGUGGGGUUAAAGAAAGGCUCCAACCAAUUUGCAUCCUCAGGUAACCAUUUCCUGCUUAUGUGUUUGUCUGUACUGUUCUUUUAAUGAAAGCUAGUAAAAGAUGGAAUUAUAUGCUUCUUCGAUCAAAUGUAUGGUACAAGACACUAACCAUUGUUGCGUCCUGCGUGACAUGUUCUGGAGUUCCCAGGGCUUUAGAGUUGUAUUAUCAUACUUUCUUAAUGCAUUUUGCCUUUGUUAUGUA
Malania oleifera is the source of this 3403-nucleotide messenger RNA. RefSeq names its product disease resistance protein RPS2-like. Gene Ontology annotation, molecular function: protein binding; ADP binding. The coding region runs from base 141 to 3206 and encodes 1021 amino acids. The record is from RefSeq and is a predicted model, not a curated record. The transcript has 2 exons. NCBI's taxonomy places the organism in Eukaryota, Viridiplantae, Streptophyta, Magnoliopsida, Santalales, Ximeniaceae.